Messenger RNA from Echinops telfairi (small Madagascar hedgehog), 535 nucleotides. RefSeq names its product tissue factor pathway inhibitor 2-like. The transcript has 4 exons. The coding region runs from base 1 to 525 and encodes 174 amino acids. Gene Ontology annotation, molecular function: serine-type endopeptidase inhibitor activity. The record is from RefSeq and is a predicted model, not a curated record. NCBI's taxonomy places the organism in Eukaryota, Metazoa, Chordata, Mammalia, Afrosoricida, Tenrecidae.
AUGAAUCCUGCGUGCCCCUUGGGGCUGCUGAUUGUGUCUCUGCUGGGGACUGCACUGGGAGGUUUUGCCACGCUGCCAGACGGCAACAGCCUGGAGGUGUGCUUCCUGCCCCCAGAGGAAGGGCCCUGUCGAGCCCGCCUCCCCAGUUACUACUAUGACAAGACGACCCAGAGCUGCCAGCAGUUCUGGUACGGGGGCUGCCAUGGCAAUGCCAACAAUUUCAUACUGGAGGAGGACUGUAAACAAGCCUGCGGGUGGAUAGAGAAAGUUCCCCCAAAUUGCCUGCUGGAAGUCAGUGAGAAACCAUGUAAAAAUGCCACAAAGCAAUAUUAUUUCAACCUCAAAUCCAUGACAUGUGAACAAGUCAAGUCUGGUAACUGCCUCGGCAAUGAGAACAGCUUCCCAGACAAAGCUGCAUGUAUGAGACUCUGCGUAUCAAGGAGAACCUUGACGAAGGAAAGGAAGAAGUCCCAAAGGGCUUUCUCUGUAAAUAGAAACCUGAGAACUCAGAAUACACAAUUUUAACUAUUAUUCC